This is a messenger RNA of Anopheles coustani, 3341 nucleotides long. It is a transcript of the gene pico, whose product is annotated as ras-associated and pleckstrin homology domains-containing protein 1. Gene Ontology annotation, biological process: signal transduction. Bases 16 to 3243 code for a protein of 1075 amino acids. Lineage: Eukaryota; Metazoa; Arthropoda; Insecta; Diptera; Culicidae. The transcript has 3 exons. The record is from RefSeq and is a predicted model, not a curated record.
UCGUACCGGUUCUCGAUGGCGAACCUGGAGGAAACGCAAGAGGCCGAGCUGGACGCCAUACUGGGCGAGCUGAGCAUACUGGAGGAGCGGGGCGAUCUGCGCCAUGGGCGCAGCCACAGCCGUACGAACUCGACGAUAUCGGCCGCCACGAACACGACGCUCUCGUCGGAGAGUGGCUGCAGCAGCGUCACGAACGAUACACUCUGCAGCGGCGGCAGCAUCGCCAGCGGCAUGGGUGGAGGGGUCGGUGGGGGCAGCAUCAGUUUGCACCGGGAGCCCCGUACCGAUAGUCCGGACAAUGAUUCCGCGUUCAGCGACACGGUGUCGCUGAUGUCCAGCGAAUCGUCAGCUUCGAGCAGCGUCAGCAGUUCGCAUCUGAAGCAUCUACAGGGGGCGGCGGCGGCAGCAGCAGGUGGCCAGGGAGUCGGUAACGUAGUAUCCGGUGGAGGCCAGCAGAAUCUCGACGGAGGCAAGCAGGCCAAAAUCCAUCUCGCCCUUCAGAAGCUCGAGCAGGCCUCGGUGCGACGGCUGUUCGUAAAGGCGUUCUCGGCGGACGGAGCCUCGAAGUCGCUGCUGGUGGACGAAACGAUGAGCUGCGGGCACGUGACGCGCCUGCUGGCCGACAAAAACCACGUCCAGAUGGAACCGACGUGGGCCAUCGUCGAGCACCUGCCCGAGCAUCAGAUGGAGCGGCUGUUCGAGGAUCACGAGAUGCUGGUCGACAAUCUGAUGCUGUGGAAUCGCGACUCAAAGAACCGGGUGCUGUUCCUGCAGCGACCGGACAAGGUGGCGCUCUUCAAGACGCCGGAAGCGUUCCUGCCCGGCACGCAGAUGGCACCGGGCAGCGAACAUGACGAACACACCAGAGCGAUGCUUUUGGAAGAAUUUUUCACCAGCGGAAACCAGAUCGCACUGGAAGGGCCGCUGUAUAUGAAGAAUGAUGCGAAAAAGGGUUGGAAGAAGUACCACUUUGUACUGCGCGCGUCCGGUCUUCACUACUACCCGAAGGAGAAAACACGGUCCGCAAAGGAUCUGCUCUGCCUGGCACUGUUCGCUGGCCACGAGGUCUACCGCGGGUUGGGUUGGAAGAAGAAGCACAAAGCCCCGACGGAUUACACGUUUGCGUUACGUUGCCCGAAGGUGCCGCCCGGCGUGAAGGGGAUUCGUUCGGUGAAAAUGCUUUGCGCGGAGGAUGCGACUUCACUCGAUAACUGGGUUACUGCCAUACGGGUGAUGAAGUAUGGUAAGAAACUUUUCGAUAAUCACCGUUCCUUGCUGGACGAUUUGGCGCGGGAAGAAUUGGAUAAACUUAGCUCGGCCCGUAGCAGCUCGAUCGGUAGCAUCGUUUCGUCCGUGCCGUCGCAGUGCAGCACGAGUAGUAGCAACAGUAGCGGAAGCGGCAGCAAUCAUCUUUUAGUUCCUCAGCCUGGUGUCGGUAGUGUCGGCACCGGUAAUGCCAAUGGGGCCAGCAAUGGCAACGGGCGGCUUUCGCGGGCAUCCUCGUCGAGCUCGAGCGGCUGUCUGUCGGAUGAGAACAACGGAUUCGAUUCGGAGUUCCCGACGGGAACGAUCAAGCGGAAACCGUCGAUGAAACCAAAUCUUCCACUUACCUCGAUGACGCGCCAGCUGAAGGAAGUUGGUGAGACGACAUCGCGGCACAAGGAGUCACCGGUGGGCAGCAUGAGUGGUUCGAUCGGGGAAGGUGGAACCCUUACGAGGCGUCACAGCCGGCGGCGAAGUGAGGAAAGCACUGGCAGUGGCACGCUCAAGCGUCGUCCGGUACCGAAUGCGAACCGUGGGUCGAUUGAAAGCAUGAGUUCGUCCGCAUCAACACCCACACCGGUUGGCAGUGUGCUGAACACUCCGGUUAACUUUGAACCGCCAACGACGAUCCUGAGUAGUGGAACACCUUUGGCCAACGGAGUGCAGCAGGGAGGAUCACCGACGGUCGUGGUCGUCGAACCUAUUCCAUCCUGUAUGACGGAUUCUACGUUCUCUCUACCGCCGCCUCCGCCACCACCGGCGGAUGACCCGGCAACGAUGGGUGCAGACUUUACCGGGUCAACGCUUUCGCUCGAUUCGCUUCCUCCGCCACCACCUCCGAACGAGCUCGACAACUCUUUCAGUGGAUCUCAACUGUCACUGGCAUCCGUGCAAUUACCUCCGCCGCCACCACCGUCCGGGCAGGGAGCGGCCACCUGUUCCCAGGGCUCGACAGUGCCAUCUUCUUCGGUUGGUGCACCGGUACCACCCACAAAUGCUGCCCGUUGCGCACCGAUGCCAUCCGUGGCGCAGUCCAUCAUGAUGCUAAAUCAUCAUCAGCUACAGCAACACCCACACCCACAUCAUCCGCAUCAUCACCACAGCCACACGUUACCGAGCCCAACGCCGACCACCAUCCUCAAGACGGAACCGAUCUACUCGAAAACGUUGAAACCUUCCGCCCUGAAGGCACCACCAUACAAAGCUCCUCCGCCGUACAACGGUGCCGAUGCUGCGGAUGGCCCGACGACACCCACACCGCUGCCGGCUAAGAGUGUCUCCUUCGCCGAAUCUCCCGUCCUGUUGCGUCGGAAAGUUUGCUUCGAGGACGAAAUACAGGAGGUGCCACCAUCACCGAGGCGUGUUUGUGCGUCGUACAGCGUCGGACCACCGGCACCACCACCGCGUGCCGAAGCGACUCGCCUCUCGACCACCUACACCUCCCCGAAGCGUCUCAGCGAAUCGAGUGCCAAUCCACCGCGAGAUUUCCUCAAAGAUCUCCAGCGAGUGAUGAACAAAAAGUGGCAGGUGGCACAAAAGUGUAAGCUCGAACCGGCGACAACUCCGCAUGAGGUGCUUGGCUUCCGGGACAUCCACGGUGCUGCCAACGAUCUGUACUCGUCUGCCACACCGUACUACCGCGAGACGGCAAACGUUAGCAACUGGGUGCAGGAGCACUACGGAACGGGGCCGGCCGAUGGGCUGUACGAGAACCUUGGCAGCAACAUGGGCAUGGAGCCGAACUAUCCGAUCGUGCCGAACAUCGCCGUCCCGGCCGCGCAGCAUUUGUUGCCGUCCACCGGGAGCGCCAAGAAGAGGCCACCUCCACCUCCACCGAAGCGCAGCGAAAAGACACAGCUUACCACCACUGGCGGCAGCAGUAGUGGCAGCUCGGUAUCGGCUGCAUCGCCGCCGCAACAUCAUCUCCAUCACCAGCACCAGCACCAGCACCAGCUGCUCAAUCAUCACUACCUCCAGUAGCAGCGGCAACCGGAAACGGUUACACCGAACAACGGUGUGCCGGUGUCGGCAUCACCAUAGCCAAAGGACUGAAACCCGUGAGUAAGUUGUAUGGCGUA